CAGAAACAAUAUUUUGUUCUCACGAAACAAAUCAGAAAGUUUGUCCAUAGAGCUUCACUCAUUGUCUUCAUUAUCAAUCCCCCUAUCACAUAACUAGCCAUGGCAGUGAGCUCUGACUGCUUCUGUUUGUUACCAAUCGAAGUGGUUUUAACCAUCCUUUCACUCCUUCCCUUCAAGGAAGUUGUGAGAACUUGUGUACUCUCCAAGGACUGGUUGGACAUAUGCAAGUCCACUCCAAACAUAGAGUUCAAUGAACUCUUUUUCGUGAAACCCGAUCAAUCAAAUGAAACAAGAGAAGCCCAGAGAAGGGCUUUUCUUGAGUUCAUAAAAUCUUGGAUUGAAAACCACAAAGGAGCUACUAUAGACAAGUUCUCUUUAAGUUUAUCAAUGCCUGCAAAUGUUGGCGAGAUCAUUAAUGAAUCCGUUGCUUUUGCUACACAACGUGGGGUGAAAGAGUUGGAUCUUGACUUUGUUGAUAGGAGUAAGAAUGAGAAUGGUGAUUGUUCAUACGAUAGUGACGAGGCAUUGUUUGAAUUACCAUCACGGGUUUAUGAGCACAUAAGCCUUGAGUCUUUAAAGUUGUAUUCAUGCAGUUUUAUUGAGACUAAAGUGCUUAACUUUCAUGCACUCAAAGAAGUUUCUUUGGGUUGGAUGGAAGUGAGGCUUACUGCUAUCAAAGCUUUUCUUUUCAACUGUAAAAAGCUUGAGUGUUUGAGUUUUACAAGGUGUUGGAACUCAGAUAAGUUUGACCUAGGUGAAGAAGAACACAUGGGUCUAACAAAGCUCUUCCUGGACAAGUGCAAUUUUGAUUUUGAUUAUUUCAGAGUGAAAGCACCAAAUCUUAAAAUUUUCAAGUAUUGCGGGUGGAUAAACUUUGCCGUCGUAGAAAUUGAUUCACUCGCAAUGGAAGAGGUAGAUCUUGACUUCUCUCUAGAAUCAUCAUUUGAAGAAUUUGGUCAUCCUAUCUACAAUCUGGUGAAAGAUGUUUGUACUGCUAGAGUGCUGACAGUAUGUAGUUUUGUGCUUCAGGUAAUUCCUACUGGUCCUGAACAGCUACGUAUGGAAGUUGACAUGGAUGCACGACAUUUGAUAAUGAAGACGGCCUUGGAUGACGAUGAGUUUAUUGGAAUCUCAUUCUUCCUUAACAGUUGUCCCCUCUUAGAGCGUCUCACCAUUGAAAUAGGUCCAAAAAGUGAGCUGUCUGAUUAUGAACCAGCGUUUGAAUUUACCAGCUUACUUUUCUGGAUUGAAUAUUUGAAUGUUUGCGAAUGCUUGAUUUCAAGUCUUGAAGUGGUGGAGAUUAAUGGCUUUAGAGGAACUCUGAAUGAAUAUCGCUUCCUCGAGUAUUUGAUCUUUAGUGGGUAUGUCUUGAAAAAGAUUAUCAUAAACAUGUUGAAGGAUGAUUCUGGUAGGACUGUGGAGUAUUAUUGCCGUCAUAUGGCAGAACUUCUGUUGACAUGUCCAUGCACUUCAAGAAACUUAGAGAUAUCAAUCUUUUGAUAAAUAGUUUUGAGAGAGUUGUAUCAAAUAUCAAUAAUGUCUUGAAGAAGUACUCUAUCAUUAAUAAUAUU
Molecule: messenger RNA, 1571 nt
Organism: Glycine soja
Lineage: Eukaryota; Viridiplantae; Streptophyta; Magnoliopsida; Fabales; Fabaceae
Product: putative F-box/LRR-repeat protein At1g56400
Exons: 3
Coding region: 100-1500 (466 amino acids)
Molecular function (GO): protein binding
Source: RefSeq, a predicted model, not a curated record